Molecule: messenger RNA, 891 nt
Organism: Prunus persica (peach)
Lineage: Eukaryota; Viridiplantae; Streptophyta; Magnoliopsida; Rosales; Rosaceae
Exons: 3
Coding region: 1-891 (296 amino acids)
Source: RefSeq, a predicted model, not a curated record
AUGAGGUUAGUAUUAAGCAUAACUGCUAUGAAGCAGUGGAAACUGUGCCAACUUGAUGUCAAGAACGCCUUUCUACAUGGCGAUCUUGAAGAAGAAGUUUUUAUGAAACAGCCUCCUGGUUUUGAAGAUUCUACUCAUCCACAGUUUGUAUUCAAAUUGAAAAAAUCUUUGUAUAGUCUUAAACAGGCUCCAAGGGCAUGGAAUGCCAAAUUUACAGGUUCUAGUGAUCAGUUGAUUCAAAGAGUGGUUACAGACUUAAGUGAGGUGUUUGAAAUGAAAGAUAUGAGGCAACUCACCUUUUUCUUAGGUCUGCAUAUUUCCUAUAAUUCCUCUGGUGACAUUUUUUUGAGUCAAACUAAGUAUGCCAAGGAUCUACUACAUAAAGCCGGCAUGAGUUCAUGUAGAGCAUGUGCAACGCCUUGUAAGCCACACACUCAAAUGUUACAGACUGAUGGUGAGCCCUUGGCAGAUCCUACUAUGUUUCGCAGUCUAGUAGGUGCUCUACAGUAUCUAACAUUUACAAGACCUGAUCUGGCCUAUGCUGUGAAUCAUGCAGGGGAUAUCAAUACUAGAAGGUCUACAACCGAAUAUGUAGUAUUCUUGGGUAGUAAUCCUAUCUCCUGGCAAUCCAAGAAGCAAGGUUCUGUGUUUAGGAGUUCCACAGAGGCAGAAUACAUGGCCCUAGCAAACACAGCUGCUGACUUGUCAUGGAUUCGACAGGUUCUCUUGGAUUUGAAGAUGUUUCUGCCAGAUUCUCCUAUUAUGUACUGUGACAACUUAUCAGCACUGACUUUAAGCUCAAAUCCAGUAUACCACUCUCGAAUUAAGCAUUUGGAUAUAGACUUCCACUUUGUGAGAGAGAAGGUACAAAGAAAGGAUCUUAUUGUGUAA